UUUAAAUUAUCGCUAGCGGCAAGUUCCUUCAACAUGAUCAAGAACUGGCGCAUAAAUUGCGGCGCUCUACAUCAUCACGGAUGCUAAAAAGGAAGAGGAUCAAUGUUGUUAAUUGUAUACCUUUUUAAUGGUUCUUUAAAAAAAGCGACGGAGACACCGAAGUGGUCACUCUCCAUUGACUUGUCUUGCGGAUAAACGACGUUAUUGACAUUGAAAACAAAGGCAUCACCUCGUUCAAUAGUAAGCCAGUCGAGAUGACAAUAAAGCGAACCACGCAUUUUGCAGACGUCAUGUCCUGGAACAACCAGAGCCUGGAUACGGUCAGCGCCGCCAUUGAAUCCUCUCCCGUCAACCCGCUCAUCACGCAACAUCAGUUCACCAUUUUGAUCGGCAUGUACACCUGCCUGGACAUGAUCCUGUCCGUCAUGGGCGUCGUCACCAACACCGUCAACAUCAAGACGUUCGUCGCCAUGGGCGCGGACGACGGCGUCACCGUGGCGUUCCUGUUUCUGUCGUCCGCCGAACUGGUGUGCUGCCUGGCCGCGCUGGGCCAAAAAAUCUCCAUGGCAUUCUGGGUGACGGAGAUGGCGACGGAUUACAGAACGUGGUUCGACGUCAGUCCGUACGCGCUGAAUUCGUUCUUCGGUAACAUCAGAGGAGGACUCUUCUCGAUACCGGUCUUCAUCACCACGUACCUGGCCGUGGCCAAGUGCAUGUGUGUCGUGCAGCCUUUGGCCUUCAGGAACAUGUUCUCGGUGUCAAGGACGGUGAGGGUCAUGACGGGGUUAUGCAUUUUCGGCGUUGUUUCUCACAUCCCGGUCAUGGCCACCAUCGGCAUCGCUGAGACGUUCGAUAAAAAGGUGAAUGCUACGCGUCGCGUCAUGUGGUACUCUCCUUACCGAGACAUCGUGAAGACCGUGAUCUGGAACGCCAAGGACACGUUCCCGGCGUUGGCGACACAGGUAAUUAUCAUCAUCUGUGUCGUCGUCAUGGUGAAGGAGCUGACCGAAGCUGUUAACAAUCGGGAAAAGUUAAAGUCGGGAAGUUUCUACGAAGACCCGGACGACGGACUUAAAAAGUCAAAAACGGGUAACAGACAGUUCAGUAGACUCACGGGGAAGGAACUGCAGGUCAUCAAGCAGGUCACGCUCAUCUCAGUCGUCUACAUUGUGGCCAACACGCCCAAGAUUAUCAUCUUCCUGGCGUUCGCAUUAACACCGGAAAUGACGCAGGGCGGGACCUAUCAGAACAUGUAUGACGUUACGAUACGCGGCAAAGACAACUCUGAACUGUACAUGUCGGUAGCCAAUAUUUUCAUCUACUACAAGUACAACUCAAAGUUCAAGCAAUACUGCACACUAAAAUGGUAGCCCCGGAAUGAGCUGCAGUGACCUAAGGAGAUGACAUCUUAACGAUACGU
Molecule: messenger RNA, 1420 nt
Organism: Lymnaea stagnalis (great pond snail)
Lineage: Eukaryota; Metazoa; Mollusca; Gastropoda; Lymnaeidae
Source: the annotation of a GenBank genome assembly